Molecule: messenger RNA, 766 nt
Organism: Lymnaea stagnalis (great pond snail)
Lineage: Eukaryota; Metazoa; Mollusca; Gastropoda; Lymnaeidae
Source: the annotation of a GenBank genome assembly
CACAUCACUGUCAUCAAGUUGGUCGACAAGCCAGUCAAGAAGUUGGUCACUGGCUGGUAAAAACAGACAAAAGAAGUCUGGACACGUUUCUCCACCAAAAAGAUAUGGGGUGGCAUGCGUUAAUCAUUCCCCAGAAUAUGUUUUGCCAUGGAUGAAACCAAGCUACUCGUCUAGCCACAGCUCAUUGACCUCUCCAAAAAACAACGGGUCUCCAGCCAAGAAAAGAAAAGUAAAAAAGGGAAGAGCUGUCAGCCGUUCAUCAGCAAGCAGCACCCUGAGUAGAAGUGGAUCAAAGACAAGAGCUCCUAGGAAAUCAGCUCCACGACAACGAACUCCUGGAUACAAAUGCUCAAAGCUGCAUAGGGGUGGCUGCCCUUUGUCAUCUGACAGUGAAACACAGAGCAACAGCCGGAUAUCUUCUCCAUCCAUUCCAUCGGCUGGAAUUCACAAAUGUUCAUCUUCCACUGCCACAUCUCCUCCCCAGAAGAGUUAUAGAAUUUCAUCCAAACCUGACUGCCACUACAAUACAAGCCCAUGUGACCUUAUUUCACAAGGUUCUUUAUUAGCUGACUCUAAAAGACUUGUUAAUAAAUCCAUUUUGAAGUCAGGUCGGUAUAGAGAAGAUGUCCACUCAUCUUUACACAGGCAGUCUUCUACGCAGGACACAACUCUCAGUGACUCCUCAGUAACACCAAACUAUAGGACCUCAAAAAAACUCAGAAAAUCAGCCAGGCUCAAAAGUGGUAGUGGCAGAGCCAAAUUAUCG